AUGGCUACUAACCUAUCACGAGAAGAGAAGCUCGCUCUACGACGUGCCAAGCUUCAAGAAAUCAAGCGGCAAAAAGAUUUGCAAGGUCGCUCAGAGUCUGCGGCAGAACCACAACUCACUUUUGCAAUUAAAACCAUCAAGAAUACUCAACCGGUCAAUCAAAAAAAACGCAAGGGCUACGUAUUUGAUGAGGAGAAUCUGAAUGAGGGCAUUAAAAAGUUCGCUCCACCGAAAGGGUCAUCAAAUACACGGCACGAAUCAGUUUCUGGAGAUGAAGUAGACGAGCUCGAUAAGUUUGUCAGCACGCUCUCCCAAACUACAACACCUGAGUUCAAUGUGGUACCAGAGCAUGAUAUCUUUGACGAGAAUCUUGAAGAGGUGGAGGAGGAUAGUCUUCUCACAUCCAAGCUCGCAAAGUUGAAUCAAGAGAAGAUCCUCAUCGCGCCACCUCCAUCAACGACAUAUGGUGCUGUCAGGAAAUGCUUUUACAAUGAGCCAGCUGAUAUUGAUGACGCUGAAAUGGAUCUUAUCCGACACCUGUGGGGUGUGGUGGAUGUUGAGGGUGAUACCCCCCCUAAACCCGUCACUUCGUGGCAAGAAAUGCAGUUGCCUUCGAAUUUGAUGGCAACUAUAGCGGAGUAUGGUUAUGAUAAGCCAUCUCCCAUUCAAGCGCAAGCAAUUCCUGCACUACUUAUGGGGCGGGAUUUGGUGGGCAUUGCCAAAACCGGAUCAGGGAAAACACUAGCAUUUUUGCUCCCCUUGCUUCGUCAUGUACAAGGGCAACCUCAACUUGAAAGUGGAGAUGGCCCCGUGGCACUUGUCCUCACCCCCACUCGUGAAUUGGCAUUACAGAUAUACAAAGAAGCUACAAAAUUUCUGGGAUUUUCUGCCGUGUGCUGUUAUGGAGGGAUUAGUAUCGAGACGCAAAUUGCGGAUCUCAAGCGUGGUGUGGAGAUAAUAGUGGGUACACCAGGUAGGGUGAUCGACUUACUCGCAGCUAACGGCGGCCGCGUCACCAAUUUACAUCGGUGCAGUUAUGUGGUCAUGGACGAAGCAGACAGAAUGUUUGACAUGGGAUUUGAACCGCAAGUCACAAAGAUUCUCUCUCAAGUCACAAGGCCGGAUCAUCAGACUGUCUUAUUUUCGGCCACUUUUCCAAAGAAAAUGGCGACGCUUGCACGGAGAGUUAUGGUUCAUAAACCAUUGAAAAUUACUAUUGGUGAGAUUUCAACUGUUGCAAGUGAAAUACAUCAAGAGGUGAAGCUUUUCAAUUCAGCCGACUCUUCGAAUGUGCAUGAUGCUAAGUUUGAUUACUUAGUUGAAAUACUAGCGGAUUUUUUCAGACACAACCAUGGCAAAGUUUUAAUUUUUGUCGAGCUGCAAAGCAUGGCUGAUACACUUUCAGUGGGUCUUUUGCAUGAGAAAUUCUCUGCUUUAGCCAUACAUGGCGGAAAAGAUCAAAUCGAUCGGAAGCAUGCAAUCAAGAUUUUCAGUGAUAAUGAUAGUGAUGUUAAUGUGUUGAUCGCGACGUCGAUAGCAGCCAGAGGACUUGAUGUCAAGAAUCUUAAUCUCGUAAUUAACUAUGACCCUGCCAGCCAUUUGGAAGAUUACGUUCAUCGCGUUGGACGUACUGGACGAGCAGGUGCCAAGGGCCGCGCUAUAACUUUCGUUACGUCAAAUCAAGAGCGGGCAAUUGCCGAUUUAGCUCGGGCUUUUAAGGCUAGUGGCCAAAACUUACCGAGUGAAUUGGAUGUCGCAAAUCGCAAAUUCUUGAAACUGGUGAAGGAAGGCAAGGCGAAAUUUUCUUACGGAUUUGGAGGCAAAGGGUUGGAAAACCUCGAUGAAAAUCGUCAGCUGGAGAAGACCAUACAGCACAAGUUGUUUGAUGGUGACACUGCAGUUGAGAAACCACCCGUUACGGCAAUCUCAAAGCCAGACAUACCAUUGCCCAGUUUUGAGAUCUUCGAAGGAUGUGCACCUGAAACUGGUCACAGCAGCUCAAAGUAUCACUCCCGUAUUGUCAUUAACGAUCUUCCCCAACUGGCAAGGUGGCACAUUGCGCAUCGCGAAUCUCUUGCUAAAAUUAUUGAUGCUUCUCAUGCGUCGGUGACACAUAAGGGUCAGUUCUAUGCAUCUCAAAAGACUGCCCCAACCUGGCCACCAGUAGAGUUUGGUCGCGAUGUGAAGCCAGCUCCAAAGCUCUAUUUACUAAUUGAAGGUGCAACUGAGCACAUUGUGAAACACGCCAAUAAUUUGAUUCGAGAACGGAUGCUCGAAGGUUUAGACUUGGCAGCUUAUGAAGAAAAGAGAAAUCCAUCCAAAAAAUAUUCUGUUUGA
Messenger RNA from Diutina rugosa, 2337 nucleotides. It is a transcript of the gene PRP5, whose product is annotated as DEAD-box RNA helicase. Lineage: Eukaryota; Fungi; Ascomycota; Pichiomycetes; Serinales; Debaryomycetaceae. The record is from RefSeq and is a predicted model, not a curated record. The coding region runs from base 1 to 2337 and encodes 778 amino acids. Gene Ontology annotation, biological process: mRNA splicing, via spliceosome. Gene Ontology annotation, molecular function: nucleic acid binding; RNA helicase activity; ATP binding. Gene Ontology annotation, cellular component: nucleus. The transcript has a single exon.